UUGACUGGACCAAAACAGGAACUGAGACAUGGCAUCCGUGUUCGGCGGAGUGGAGGGUGGAGGGACCAGCUCCAGAGCGUUGCUGGUGGCAGCAGAUGGGAAGAUCCUGGCAGAGACAGAGGGACCGUCCACUAACCACUGGUUGGUUGGGGUGGACAAAUGUAUCGAAGGCAUCAACGACAUGAUCCAGAGAGCCAAGAGGGAGGCAGGGCUGGAUCCAAACACGCCGCUAUGCUCACUGGGAAUGUCUCUGAGUGGAGGGGAGCAGAAGGACGCCAUCGACAAUCUGGUCGCUCAGAUGAAGAAGCGAUUCCCCACUCUCAGCCAGCACUACUUCAUCACCACCGAUGCCAUUGGCGCCAUGGCGACCGCCAGUGACCGUGGAGGUGUAGUGGUGAUAUCAGGGACCGGCUCUAACUGCAAGUUGGUCAAUCCCGAUGGCCCACCGGUCGGCUGUGGAGGCUGGGGUCACAUGAUGGGUGAUGAGGGAUCAGCAUUCUGGAUGGCUCAUUUGGCGGUGAAGACGGUGUUCGAUGCCAAAGACAACCUGGUCGCUCCUCCUCAUGACGUUACACAUGUCAGGAAAGCCAUGGAGGAAUACUUCCAGGUGACAGAUCUGAUGGGCAUGCUGCCGCACCUCUACAGGAACUUCCAGAAGUCCCACUUUGCCGGUUUCUGCAAGAAGCUGGCUGAAGGUGCAGAAGCAGGCGAUCCUCUCUGUCAGUAUGUGUUCACUCAGGGUGGGAAAGUCCUGGCAAAACAUAUAGAAGCAGUCUUACCUGCAGCACAAGAGCCUCUGUUAAGUAAUGACCUCGGCCUGCCCAUCCUGUGUGAGGGCACAGUGUGGAAGAGCUGGGAGCUUCUGAAGCCAGGGUUCACUGAGGUGUUGGAUAAAGUGGCAUCAUCUGACAAGUUCAAGGGUCGUUUCCAUGGGUACAGCCUCCUGACUUUGCGGCACUCUUCAGCCCUCGGCGGCGCUAGUCUGGGGGCUCAGAGUAUGGGCGCCUCCAUAACUAUGGAUUACACAGCCAAUGCCAACGUCUUCUACCGACACACUUUCAACAGCAGCCAGUGAGAGUUCAGCUGCAUCCUGUCCAUCUCAACCAAUCAGCUAAAGGGAGAACGCAUUGGCCUGUACAUGAAUAUAAGCAUCCUCACUAAUAACAUUUACUAUAAUGAUAAUAAUGAUUAUGUGUGGUAUAGCACUUGAUUUGAACUGAAGAUACCGAUACUGUGGUUGGAAAUCUAAUUUUUUUUCCAGCUGCAUAGCGGCUAUUGUGACAGUGGAAUUGAUAUUACUUUAAUUUUAUUCUCAUUGCAAAUCUUUGCACCUCUACAACACUUGUUUACAUCUGAGAUUUAUAAUAAAAAUACUGUUAACUUGAA
Molecule: messenger RNA, 1386 nt
Organism: Morone saxatilis (striped sea-bass)
Lineage: Eukaryota; Metazoa; Chordata; Actinopteri; Moronidae
Gene: nagk
Product: N-acetylglucosamine kinase
Exons: 10
Coding region: 29-1075 (348 amino acids)
Molecular function (GO): N-acetylglucosamine kinase activity
Source: RefSeq, a predicted model, not a curated record